This is a messenger RNA of Cucurbita moschata (crookneck pumpkin), 2517 nucleotides long. RefSeq names its product pentatricopeptide repeat-containing protein At1g05600. Lineage: Eukaryota; Viridiplantae; Streptophyta; Magnoliopsida; Cucurbitales; Cucurbitaceae. The transcript has 2 exons. Gene Ontology annotation, molecular function: protein binding. Bases 304 to 1818 code for a protein of 504 amino acids. The record is from RefSeq and is a predicted model, not a curated record.
AAAUAAAAAAGGUAAACCCUACACUGCAAUCCACACGUCAACCCAUCUUUCUUCGUUCUUUAUUUCUCUUUUCCUCUCUUGUAUUCUUCUCUGUGUUGCCGUCGCCGACCACCGGCACGCCCCCGCCACCACUCUUUCUUUUCCGUCUCAGGAGGCUAUGUUCGUAGCCAAGUUCGAUCGAAUAACAUUUUUUUUUCAGGCGCAAGAGUUGAUUUUGAGGUGAAGACAGAAAAUCCCACUAAACUGUUCGGUAAGAUUUUGGGCACUUGGUUCAAACUUUAGCAUGUUCUUGAUUAAGUAGCUAUGACUGUUAGGUGGCCAAGGCUUUUAACGCCCACACACCUGUCUCAGAUUAUUAGGAAGCAGAACAAUCCUUUCACAGCUUACCAACUGUUCAAUGAAGCCAAAUGUAGGUAUCCAAAUUAUCAGCACAAUGGUCCGGUGUACGCCGCAAUGAUCAAUAUACUUGGAAACUCGGGUAGAAUUUCCGAGAUGAGGGAAGUGAUAGAUCAGAUGAAAGUUGACUCUUGUCAGUGCAAGGAUUCUAUAUUUUCAUUUGCAAUUAAAACGUAUGCUAGUCAUGGAUUAUUGGAAGAAGGUAUAUCUCUGUUUAAAAGCCUUGGGGGAUUUAACUGUACCGAUAGAACACAAACUUUCAAUACCCUUUUGGAAAUACUCUUGAAUGAAUCUCAGCUCGAUGCUGCUUGUCAGCUUUUUCAGCAGAGUUCAUUUGGUUGGGAAGUGAAAUCCAGGACUCAGUCAUUGAAUUUGCUAAUGCAAUCUCUUUGUCAAAGAGGCCAAUCUGAACUUGCUUUACAUGUCUUUAAAGAAAUGGAUUACCAAAGUUGCUAUCCUAAUAGGCUGAGUUAUUUGAUUCUAAUGAAAGGACUGUGUCAAGAUGGUAAGCUUCAUGAGGCCAUCCAUUUAUUGUAUUCCAUGUUCUGGAGGAUUUCUCGAAGGGGUAGCGGAGGGGACAUAGUAAUUUACAGAACCCUUCUGUUUGCUUUGUGUGAUAAUGGAGAGAUUGAGCAAGCUGUGGAAAUACUAGGCAAGAUCUUGAAGAAAGGACUGAAAGCCCCUAAGCGAGCUCAUUACUUGAUUGACCUCAACUACUGCAGGAUUAGCAAGCUCACCGUCACGGAAAUCAAGUGUUUAAUCAAUGAAGCUUUAAUCAAAGGUGGAAUUCCCAGUUCAGAUAGUUAUUGUGCCAUGGCUAUCGAUCUAUAUAACGAAAACGAGACUGAUCAGGGAGAUAAAGUUGUUAGCCACAUGCUAGCUAAAGGCUUUUGGCCACCAUCCUCAGUCUAUGAGGCGAAAGCAGCUGCAUUAUGCAAAGAAGGGAAAGUUGAUGAUGCAGUGAAAGUAAUUGAAGAGGAAACGGUGAAGGGAAGUUGCGUUCCAACCGUUGCGUUGUAUAACAUCGUUCUGAAUGGUCUUUGUAGGGUGGGCAAGUCAACAGUGGCUAUGGAGUUCUUGAAGAAAAUGGUAAAGCAGGUUGGUCUUGUUGCAGACAAGGAGACUUAUAGCACUUUAGUACAUGGUCUUUGUCGUGAGAAUAGAUACACUGAAGCAUGUAAGUUGUUGGAGGAGAUGGUUAUCAAAUCACAUUGGCCUUGUUCUAACACAUUCAAUACACUUACCAGAGGUCUUUGCUCGGUGGGAAAACCAUAUAAAGCAGUGAUGUGCUUGGAAGAAAUGAUUAGCCAAGGCCAAUUGCCGGAACUUUCUGUUUGGAAUGCUUUGGUUUCAUCUUUGUGUUUCAAUGUGGCUGACACUGAUAUGUGGUCUAAGGUCUUACGACAGAUACGAAGUUGUUGAUGUUCUGUGCCAGAGUAUGUACAGUAAGAUAUAAAUCUCAUUUUGGUACCAGAUUUUUACAUUGAUUCAAUACUUUCAAGUAUUCCUAAACUUUAAAAAUAAUCAUUUCGAUCUGGAUGGUUAAUAAUUUAGGUCUGCGGUGUUUUCGCUAGACGGUCUUUGUUAGUAGUGUCAUCCUCCCCAUUGGCUAUAUGGGUAGGUUGCCCCUGUUUCACUGUACCGAGAUGUGAGGUGCAGGUGGUGAUGAUCAUCCUGGGGGUAUGCGGGGUAUGCGCAGGAGCCCUUGAUAGGCACUCUAGGACCUGUCAAUGCUCAUGAAAGUCCAAGUCAAUCAUCCAUUCAUUCAACCAAAGGUGUGGAUAACGAGGCCACCUUUACAGGUAUGCGCAGGAGCCCUUGAUAGGUACUUUAAGACCUACCAACGCUCAUGAAAACCCGAGUCAGUCCUCCAUUCAUUCGACCAGAGGUGUAGAUAACAAGACCACCUUUACAACCUUCCCCCUCAUGUCCCUAUGUUGUAAGGUAGGGCGGUUUGCCUGGGUAGCUCAACUACCCCUUAGCUCGGUGCUCAUGACGUGAUCGUUAACAAUUUAGUAGAGUGAUGGCUUUGAAAAUAGGUAGAUUCAUCAGUUGAUGUGAGCAUGUAUUGAAGCUAUACUUUUAAAAUUUGUAGCUAGAGCUUGAAGUGCAUUAUUUGAA